Cherax quadricarinatus is the source of this 2966-nucleotide messenger RNA. Lineage: Eukaryota; Metazoa; Arthropoda; Malacostraca; Decapoda; Parastacidae. The record is from RefSeq and is a predicted model, not a curated record.
ACAUUGUGUAAGUGUUUCUGAGAAGUUGUUAGUAAGGGGAAUGGCUGCAUAUAAAUGUCAGAAAACACGAAGAGGCAUCUGGGGGAAUCUAUUUGUCCAGCAAGUGUGAGGGAGUAGAGCCCAUUCACACGCUGUCCUCCCCAUCGUGUGCUACCAUUUUUUUGGGAGAGCCUUUUGGUUUUACGGCUUUUGUUUAUGGGUUAUUCCCCACUGCAGUCAUAUAGGAAUUGUAUCACAAUUGAAUACGUGUAGAUUUAUCCCUAAUGCGAACUCCUAACUUUGCGUAAAGAGGAUGGUGACUUCGAUUUGACGAAUAUCUGGCAGUUCUUCGUGGCAGUGGCAUAGUUCUAAACUUCAUGCGAGGACGUUGAAGUUUAUAGUUAGCUGUGAAGAUGGUGGAACUUAGCGUGGCAGUAUUGAUGCUGGUGUUUGCUGGAGAGCUGUAUUCUCCAACAUUAGUACUGCAGGUGGGCUCUUCAACAACCAUGUUGCCAGAAAGUCUCUCUCCAGCAGCCUCACAGUUCCUCAACAUAGCCUCACACCUUCCCACCACCGCCCCUACCCUCCCCACUCCCAUUCCUGAUCCCCGAAGCAGCAGCACACAAAUCAUGACGCAAGAGCUGACAUACUUGAAUUCUACUUAUGACAAAAGUGUCCAUCAAGAACACCAGAACACUAGCGCCCCUCAAGAACACCAGAACACUAGCGCCCCUCAAGAACACCAGAACACUAGCGCCCCUCAAGAACACCAGAACACAAGCUCUCCACAAAGGAUCGUCAAUACAAGCGCCCCACAGAGGGACGCCAACACAAGUUCCCCACAAAGAGACGUCAAUACAAGCUCUCCAAAAAGGGACGCCAACACAAGCGCCCCACAAAGGGACGUCAGCGCAAGCGCCCCACAAAGGGACGUCAACACAAGCACCCCACAAAGGGACGUCAACACAAGCACCCCGCAAAGGGACGUCAGCACAAGCACCUCACAAAGGGACGUCAGCACAAGUGCCCCACAAAGGGACGGCAACACAAGCACCUCACAAGUGACCAUGAGCACCGCAGCAUUGACACAGGCUGGAGUCCUGAGCUCAGGCAAUAAGACGAUGAUACCGCAGCGGGAGGGCCAGCUGGUUCAGUGCUACUGUGGUCCCCAGGAAGUUCUGAUGGGAGGAAGGUGCCAACCAUUCCCAAAAGCCAUCUUAGUUGAUAUCGAGGCAUCCAUCUUUGAGAAAUCGGUUACUGAGCUGAAUGUUAUUGUGCAAGAUCUAUACUGCAGUGUGGAGGACGACCAUAGAGAAAUGAGGUUUACAGAAGGGCAGUUUUACCUUCGAACUCGCGGAGACAUUGUGCUCUCAGACACUGCUGGUUAUCUGAGUGGUUUGCGCAUCAACAACUAUUGUGUCAGCCAUUCUUUGGACGAGAAGGGGAAUCUCGCAUCGAUACUAAAGGCGUGUGUCCCCCCUCCCUCUAUACCGCGUUGCUGCCCCGUUGGUGAAGCUCUCAGUGAUGGUGUGUGUAGCAUAACACCAUCUCCACCUCUACUGUUGCCUCCACUGUCUGCUGGGCUCUUCAAGAACAGCGUCCAGUGGCCAGUUAUCAGAAACCACUACAACCCACUCAACUGCAAGGAUCCUAUGAAAACAUUGUUAUUGGGCUCUGAAGUAUCCCACCUAGUAGCCCUCCCAACAGGUGUCAUACACACCUGGGUGUUAUCUGAGGACACAGCCGAACGAAAAUACACGUAUCCUCCGGAAUUUUGUGUAGAUGGACGGGAGAAUCUGGAUGGAUCUCUUACAUACACAGCCAACUUGUGUUACAGUAACCCGCAAGAACACCACCACAAAAUUUGUGAUGGUAACAUUUGUGUGCGCAAGUGUUGUAAUUCUGGACAAAUACUGGACGUUUCAUACCGAUGUAUUCGUUAUAAUAUAACAUUUACACCAGCCAUCAACAUCAGCAUCACACAGCCAUACAAGACGGUGAUAGGAAUGGCGCUCUGUUCGUCAGCAACGAAUGUCACAAACUUUACUCUGGACGGGACGGGACAUCUUAUUUACCAAGGGAGAAUUUUACCCCCUACCGACUACUGUAUUGAUAUGUUCGACGAUGGCAGGGAAAAGCUAAAAAAAACUGGUUUAGUUUGUCUGAGUGUGGAUUCAGAAUGGGACAAAAUUCGCAAAACACUUAUUCCUGCGUGUCAGAUUAUUUCGCUGGUUUUUAUGUUUCUGACAGUUACAUGUUACUUCAAGGUUCCAGAACUUCUCAAGAAUGGUGGCUGGUACCAGCUCUGGCAUGUGCUCUCUCUCAUGCUAGCCUAUUCUUGUAACGUAACACAGGUAAUCUUGAGAGAGGCUGAUGACCUAACUUGUAUAAUACUAGCACUCGCCAUGCAACUUGGAUAUCUUCCCGCAUUCUUCUGGCUUAGUGUUCUGUGCUUCGAAGUCUGGAGAAAGUUAGGUAACCUGAGCAGAUAUCUUCCCGCUACUUAUAUGCCAGUUUGGAUCUACCACUUUAUGCUUUGGAGACCGUUCGUGAUUGGAAUUAUUACAACAUGUAUGCAGUACCUAGCACCAGAUAAUGUACCAGGCAUUAUCAAGCCCUUCAUUAUCGAGACAAAAUGUUGGUUCGUAGGUGAACUGGAACGGUUUUUGUACUUCUAUGGCCCCAUAACAUUUUUGUUUAUCUGUAAUACUGGUUUUAUUGGACAUACAUAUUGGAACUUUAAAAAAAUUGAUGACAAUUCAGCCGUUCUGAGGAAAUUAAACAACGAUAAACCUCUCGGCGAGGCUAAGACUGCAUUAAGACCUUCCUUAGAACACAAACAGCGUAGAAGAAAUUAUAUUUCUGAUUUCAAGCAGCAGUUCUCUCUCUUGGUGCUUAUGUCAACAUGUUGGUUUACCGAGAUUCUUUCCUGGAAAAUUCCUCCACCUCAGAUGUGGUUAGUAUUGCAAUUAAUGUUAAUGGGUUAA